AUGAAGGCAUUGUGUCUACUUGUAUUAGGAUACUGCGCGGCAUCCGUUAAUGCCCAAUUCCGACCAAUAGGUGGUGCACCAGUGCCAUACGGUGGAGCUCCAAUUCAGUACGGUGGCGCUCCAAUUCAAUAUGGUGGCGCACCUGUUCAAUAUGGAGGCACACGAGUACCAUACGGAGGCCAAGUUUAUGGUGGUCAACAGGUUAUUGGUGGACAAACACUAGGAGGGCGACUUCCUAUUGGUGGACAAACGAUCGUUCGACAACCGCUUAUCCAACAGCAAGCACCGAUCAUCAGACAACCACUUCCUGUUAUCCAGCAGCAGCGUCCUAUUGUCCAACAGCCAGUACGCUUCCCCAUUCCUUCACCUGUUUCACAACCUAUUCCAGCACCUCUUCCUAUCGUAGCCCCACAGCCACAACCAAUCCCACGACCAGUUCAACAACCACAACCUAUCCCGCAACCAGUACCACAACCUAUUCCAACUCCGGCGCCAACUCCAGUUCCAACUCCGGCCCCGCUUCCAGCCCCAACUCCAGCUCCGGCUCCCGCUCCAGCACCGUUACCACCAAUCCAAACUCCUCCUCCACCACCACCACCGCCACCCCAGCCGUUUAUCCAACAACAGCCACAGAUCUACGAGCCACUUCCACCAGCACCACAACCACAAAUCAUCUACGAACAGCUUCCACCACCCCCACCAGAGGUUAUCUACCAACAAGCCCCACCUCCACCUCCACAAGUGAUCUAUCAAGAAGCACCACCGCAACAGCAACAAGUCAUUGAGAUCCACGAAGUUCAAGAACAAGCACCUGCUCCUCAAGUGAUCGAGCAUGUCGUUCACGAACAACCACAAGUCCAACAACGGAUGAUUGAAGCAGCGCCGCAACAAGUCGUCCAGCACGUCGUUAGACAUGUCGUCCAGCACGUUGUUCCCCACGUAGUUCGCGAACAGCCAGUUACCCAUGUACGACAGACGCAUCACGUGGUGCAACCAGUUCAACAAGUCGCUGCUGUCACUCCUAUGAUAUCAAUGCCUAUGAUGAGAACCUUUGGAGGUCUUGGAGGUCUCGGGGGAUUUGGAGGCCUUGGUGGACUGGGUGGACUUGGCGGAUUCGGUGGAAUGAGUGGUCUCGGUAGAAUGAGUAGUCUGAACAGAAUCGGAGGUUUGGCUGGCUUACUGGGAGGUUUCGGACACCACCACCAUCAUCACGACCAUCACGAUUAUUAUUAG
Lottia gigantea (owl limpet) is the source of this 1233-nucleotide messenger RNA. RefSeq lists its product as hypothetical. The transcript has a single exon. The record is from RefSeq and is a predicted model, not a curated record. NCBI's taxonomy places the organism in Eukaryota, Metazoa, Mollusca, Gastropoda, Lottiidae. Bases 1 to 1233 code for a protein of 410 amino acids.